Lepidothrix coronata (blue-crowned manakin) is the source of this 4045-nucleotide messenger RNA. RefSeq names its product SREBF chaperone (gene SCAP). Gene Ontology annotation, biological process: SREBP signaling pathway. Gene Ontology annotation, molecular function: protein binding; sterol binding. Gene Ontology annotation, cellular component: endoplasmic reticulum membrane; Golgi membrane. Lineage: Eukaryota; Metazoa; Chordata; Aves; Passeriformes; Pipridae. The record is from RefSeq and is a predicted model, not a curated record. The transcript is spliced from 19 exons. Bases 262 to 3087 code for a protein of 941 amino acids.
GCAGAGCCGAGCGAGCCGGGCUGGGCCGAACCCAACAACGGCGGCGGACCCGCCGGGCUGCGGCCCGGGCGAACAGCGGGCAGGAAACGCUACCGGAAAGAAGCACGGGCGAGCGCCGCGGCCGGCGGGAGGUCAGAGGGCGGAGGUGAGGAGGAGCCGCUUCCCGGUGAGCCCCCCCCGCCCCCCCAGCCAGGAGUGCUCCAUGUGGGAGGUGCCCCCGUGCCCGCCGUGCCCCGGGAUGGCAGCGAGGUGACAGUGAGGAUGACCCUGACGGAGCGGCUGCGCCUCAGGAUCUCGGGGGCCUUCUACAGCCACGGGCUGCUCUGUGCCUCCUACCCCAUCCCCAUCAUCCUCUUCACUGGCCUCUGCAUCCUGGCCUGCUGUUACCCGCUGCUGAAGCUGCCGCUGCCGGGGACGGGCCCGGUGGAGUUCAGCACCCCGGUGAAGGAUUACGCUCCCCCCGCGCCCGGCCCGGCGCCGCACGGGGACCAGGCCGAGAGACCCGACUGGUACGUGGGUGCUCCCGUGGCCUACAUCCAGCAGAUCUUUGUGAAAGCCACCGUGUCCCCGUGGCAGAAGAACUUCCUGGCCGUGGAUGUGUUCCGGGCCCCGCUGUCCCGCGUCUUCCAGCUGGUGGAGGAGAUCAGGAACCACGCCCUGAGGGACAGUUCUGGAGUCAGGAGCUUGGAGGAGCUUUGCCUGCAGGUCACAGAUCUCCUGCCUGGCCUCAGGAAGCUGCGGAACCUGCUCCCGGAGCACGGCUGCCUGUUGCUGUCUCCAGGGAACUUCUGGCAGAACGACCGGGAGCGCUUCAAUGCCGACCCAGACAUCUUCAAAACCAUCCACCAGCAUGAGCCAAAGACCUUGCAGACGUCAGCCACUCUCAAAGACCUGCUGUUCGGGCUGCCCGGGAGGAGCAGCGGGGUCAGCCUGUCCAAGCGGCAGCGCGUGGUGUCCUACACCGUCACCCUGGCGCUGCAGCGCUACGACUCCAGGUUCCUGAGCAGCCUCCGCUCCCGCCUGAAGCUGCUGCACCCCAGCCCCAACUGCUCCCUGCGGGAGGAGAGCGUGGUCCACGUGCACUUCAAGGAGGAGAUCGGCAUCGCCGAGCUCAUCCCGCUCGUCACCACCUACAUCAUCCUCUUCGCCUACAUCUACUUCUCCACACGGAAGAUCGACAUGGUGAAGUCCAAGUGGGGCCUGGCUCUGGCUGCAGUGGUGACAGUGCUCAGCUCCCUGCUCAUGUCCGUGGGGCUCUGCACCCUCUUUGGCCUCACCCCCACGCUCAAUGGAGGGGAGAUCUUCCCGUACCUGGUGGUGGUGAUUGGCCUGGAGAACGUGCUGGUCCUCACCAAGUCCGUCGUCUCCACGCCCGUGGACCUGGAAGUGAAGCUGCGCAUCGCCCAAGGGCUGAGCAAUGAGAGCUGGUCCAUCAUGAAGAACAUGGCAACGGAGCUGGGGAUCAUCCUCAUCGGGUACUUCACCCUGGUCCCGGCCAUCCAGGAGUUCUGCCUCUUUGCCGUGGUUGGCCUGGUGUCCGACUUCUUCCUGCAGAUGUUCUUCUUCACCACCGUGCUGUCCAUCGACAUCCGACGGAUGGAGCUGGCCGACCUGAACCGGCGGGUGCCCCCGGAGUCCAUCCUGCCCCCGGGGAAGCCGCCGUGCCGCCCGCGGGCCCCCCCCGCGCGGGCGAGCGCGGCCAGCCCGCACACCAUCACCCUGCAGCCCUCGUCCCUGCGCAACCUGCGCCUGCCCAAGCGCCUCCGCGUCAUCUACUUCUUCGCCCGCACCCGCCUGGCCCAGCGCCUCAUCAUGUCUGAUCACCUGUACAUCAGCAUCCUGCCAGCCAUCCCUGUCACGCUGUACCUGAACCCCCAGGAGGCCCUGGAGGUGCGACAUCCCCAGGAGGCCUCGCGCUACCACCCCUUCCUGGCCUCCAGCAGAGGGGAUCCGGACACUGGAGCUCAGCCCGACCACACAGCCAAGCUCCAGGGCCACCAGGAUGUCACCCUUUACAAGGUGGCUGCUCUGGGUCUGGCCUCGGGCAUCAUCCUGGUGCUGCUGCUCUUCUGCCUGUACCGGGUGUUCUGCCCCAAGAACUACGGGCAGAACGGGCACGGCCGCAGGAAGAGGGGGGACCUGCCCUGCGACGACUACGGAUACUCCCCCCCCGAGACCGAGAUCGUGCCCCUGGUCCUCAGGGGCCACCUCAUGGACAUCGAGUGCCUGGCCAGCGAUGGGAUGCUCCUGGUCAGCUGCUGCCUGGUGGGGCAGAUCCGCGUGUGGGACGCGCAGACGGGCGACUGCCUCACUGUCAUCCCCAAACCCAGGUACCAUCCCCAAACCCAGGUACCGCCCCACCAUCAUCCCCAAACCCAGGUACCAUCCCCAAACCCAGGUACUGCCCCACUGUCAUCCCCAAACCCAGGUACCAUCCCCAAACCCAGGUACCAUCCCCAAACCCAGGUACUGCCCCACCAUCAUCCCCAAACCCAGGUACCAUCCCCAAACCCAGGUACUGCCUCACUGUCAUCCCCAAACCCAGUCUGGGGGCCCGGGGGGGCCUCUCCUCACCCCCUGUUUCUCCUCAGGAUCGUGGCUGCCCGGCUGAACGGCUCCUUGGAUUUCUUCUCUCUGGAGACACACGCGGCCCUGAACCACCUGCAGUUCCGAGGGGCCCCGGGCCGGGGCAGUGUGCCAUCGUCGCCGGUGCUGAGCGGGGGGGCCGUGGUGCUGUGCCAGCUCACCCACAGCGUGGCCUGUGCCCACCACAAGCCCAUCACGGCGCUGAAGGCGGCGGCCGGACGGCUCGUCACAGGCAGCCAGGACCACACGCUCAGGGAGCUGGGCUGUGGUGCCAGCCUGGGCGUCAUCUCGGACAGCGUGCUGGUGACGGGGGGCCAGGGCUGCGUGUCCUUCUGGGACAUCGGCUACGGGGACCUGCUGCAGACCGUGUACCUGGGCAAGAGCAACGAGGCGCAGCCGGCGCGGCAGAUCCUGGUGCUGGACAACGCCGCCAUCGUCUGCAACUUCGGCAGCGAGCUCAGCCUGCUCUACGUGCCCUCCGUGCUCGAGAAGUUGGACUGAGCAGGAGCGGGGCAGGCGGGACCGAGGGGGGCUCGGCCCGAGGGGACGGGACAGCAGCUCCAUCGCUCCGGCCGUGCCUCCGGCACCUCCCCAGCUCAGACACCCGGCAGGGCCCCACCUUCCUGCUCCUCUCCCUGUUCCAGCACCUUCCCUGCCGUCCCGGGGGCUCCCAGGGAUGGUACAGAGGGACACAGGGUAGGGCAGGGGGGGACAGUGGUGGUGGCUCCCAGCACUGACCUGCCAGGGCACGGAACAGCCCCCGGAGAGCCCCGGGGGCAGCGGGGAGAGGGCCGGGACCGACCCCCCGGGCGGGGCUCAGCCCCCACGUGCCUUAGGGCGUGGCAGGGCCCCCCAGCCCCACCCCGGCCACAGCAGCCCUGCCCUAUUUAUUUAUAUGCUGUAAAUAGUUAUUAUUUAUUGGGGCAGGGGGGCCAGCACCCCCCUCACCCCGGCACAGCCGCCCUGCCCGGUCCCUCCUGCACCCCGUUUGCAGCAAUAGAGCACCUUCCUCCUCCUGCUGCGGGGCCAGAGGAGGCUUUUCUCAGGUUGGGAGGGGCGGGAGCCUCGCCCACGCUCCUGCAGGUGCUGGGGAGGGACCCCUGAGUGGGACCAACCAUGGGCAGGCACCACCCCGGGCACGGGGCUGCCCCCAGAGCCCCCCACCCACUGCGGGCCGGGGGCUGCACUCCCCUCCCCGCUGCACUACAGGCCCCGCUGCAGCCCCUCCCCAGGCCGGGGGUCCCGCCCGUCCUGCCGUGCCCCCCGAACGCCGAUGACGCCUGUUCUCGACCCCCGGUGAUUGUAGAGGCGGUGCCGGCCCGGCACGGGGCCCCCCAGGCCGGCCCCGCGGGUGGCCUUCGCCCAGCUGUACCUUUGUGCCGUACAGGGGACGCUUUUUGUACCGACGUGUUUUAUAACUGUGCGAGAACGCCCAUUAAACGGAACUAACCCGAGCCUG